UUGAAAUACAUUAGAUAAAUUCAAGAAUUUAUCGAGACAACAUUGAUUUAAUCUCUCAAAAAAAAAAAUUUAAGAUGGCUGUCAUGAACAACAUAAUUAUCGUCAUAUUCCUCUUUCUUGCCCUGGUUUCUCAAUGUUAUAGCCAGUGCGACCAGUUUCUUGAUCUUCAUUUUACGCAAAACCCAACAGGGGCUAAAGUACAAGGAAAGCCAGAGUGGCUAGUAAAUAUAAGCACCACAUGUGUUGUAUGUGAUUUUCGGGAAGUAAGUAUAUUUUGCUUAGGAUUUCAAACCGUGGAGCCUAUAAAUACAUCAAUUUUGGGCAAAGAGAAAGGAGGACUUUGUCUUGUUAAUAAUGGUCGACCUAUUUCUAGAUCGCAUCCUGUUACCUUUAAAUAUGCAUGGGACACCUCUUUUAAUUUUCCUAAUAUAAUUUCCAAGGCAAAAGUUGUUUGCUUUAAUUGAUUUUAUAAUACUUAAACAUCUCUUUGUAUACUUAUAUUAUGUAAUUGAAGAAUAAAAGUUUCGUACUAAAAAACAGAAAUAAAAGUGAAAAAAUAUUAUAUA
Molecule: messenger RNA, 566 nt
Organism: Arachis duranensis
Lineage: Eukaryota; Viridiplantae; Streptophyta; Magnoliopsida; Fabales; Fabaceae
Product: TPD1 protein homolog 1
Exons: 2
Coding region: 75-464 (129 amino acids)
Biological process (GO): cell fate determination
Source: RefSeq, a predicted model, not a curated record